CCCAAGAUCAAGCUGGUCGCCAGCAUGGUGCGAAUGGAGGAGUUCCAGCGGAACUUUGCCUUUGUGGCGUUCUUGCUGGUGGUGUGCUUUGGGAUCUUUGUGUACCUCACGAGGAACUUGCGGGACACCAUCACACCACUGUGCUGGGCGGCCUUCUUUGCUGUUCCCAGCACCUUACUGAUCUCCUACAUCGAUCGCUUGAUCAACCGGGAGCCUGACUCUGUCCACUUUUCGGUCACUGCUUGGCAGAUCACCUUGGAUGCUCCGGACCGCAGCGCGACGGAGCGGAACGCCCUGUUCCUGCGGAAGGUGAAUGCGCCGUGCUCGAAGCACUGCUCAAUGCUUCUACGUCUCUUCAGAUUGGAGCCUCUUGUUCCGUCUUGCUGCCGUCGUCGCGUUCGCAUUGCAGAACUGCAACAUGAGGACAGCACUGGAGUCGCGACAAUCAUCAUCAUCAUGCCGACCCGGAAGCUGACGGCAGCCUGGUUUGGAUUUUUCCCGUCACGGGAUGAGACUCCGACCAUCGGCAGUUCGCGCUUUGAGAACAACAUGGAUGGUUCCACUGCUAGUCUGGUAGAGGGUUGGGCAUACUAUGCCUGCCAAAAAGAGGAUGAAGAAGGUGGAACUUUGGACAGUUUGGAGCUCUACUUAGACGCAGCGGAGCAGUACCCGGCGGUCUUAUCAAGGUUUUUUGUGGCCUUUAUUCAGAUGGGCGUCAACAGCUUCAGAGCUAAUCUCCAAGACUACAGCAAGGGCGUGAUGGAGUUCCUCGACCUCAUCAAGCCCAUCUUCCCGCAGAAAAUCUGGGAGGAUAUCCAGAAGAAGGCCGCGGACUUCUUGCAGACUCAGCUGCCAGAAAUGACUGCGCAGAUCGUCUCGAGCUUGGAGUCCUUGAGUUUCCAGGCGUUGAUGUUCUUCGUCUACCUCUUCUUUUGGAUCUUCGAACCACUUCCCAUCAGCAGCCCAGUCGCGGAGGUCUUCAAGUCCUAUUUGCUGUUGAAGACCAUCGUUUGUCUGCUCUUUGCGCUACUCCUAGCGUUGCAAUGCAAAAUUUGGAGCCUUUUCUUUGUCCAAGCCUUACGAUCCCUGAACGGAGGGAGCGAUGAACGGAGCGAUUCGGGUACGGUCUUGACCUUUUUGUUGAACUUCAUCCCAGAGAUAGGUGCAAUCGCCUCAGCCAUUCUAACCGUGCCCGCCAUCUUGUUCGAUGGACACCUUCCGCGGGAUCAGCGUUUGGAAAAUCUGCUGUGGCUUGUUAUUUUUGGUACCAGCAUCAAAAUCUUCACAGGCAAUGUGGUCGAGGUGCAGAUGUAUGCCAGCCUUGGCGGCCAGUUCAUGCGCAUGCAUCCAGUGGUCAUCAUAGCCUUGAUCAUGCUGUUCUCUGCCUUGUUGGGAGUCACGGGCAUGUUCCUAGCUGUGCCCACAAUGGCUGCAGUGAAGUACUAUCUCGUCUCCACUGAUAUGCCCAAGCAGUUCAAGCAUCCCUUGCUGGUCUUCAUCGAAGGUGAUGCUACGGCCCCGCACAAGAACUACGUGGAGCAGCAACGGCUCAUCGAACAUCACUUCGGAACGCCAGGGACUCACCAGGCGAAAGAUGGGGAGACCAUGGCUGUGGCUCGUUUUGCGUUAAUGCAAGCGCAGCCCAUGUACUUGGCAUGGGCGCAAGCCGGGCCGGGCGCUCCAG
Cladocopium goreaui is the source of this 1684-nucleotide messenger RNA. The record is from the annotation of a GenBank genome assembly. NCBI's taxonomy places the organism in Eukaryota, Dinophyceae, Suessiales, Symbiodiniaceae.